AUCAUUUUCAUGUCACUUUCACUUCUAAAUUAUAAUCUAUCUCUUGCAUAACUUCAGAGGAAACUAAUUUAAAAAGAAUAAAUAUUUUUUGUAAUUUAGGAUUAAGUUAAGCUUCAGAUCUGAUAUUAUAAACUGUUGGAUCAGAAAAAACAAGAAAAUAUCAGAUUUAUAAAUAACAACAAGAGGUGGGUAUUAGAGCAAUAUUUGUAAAGAAUGGAAAAGAAGAGAUCUUGGAUUUGUACACUGGGUGUGCAGGUUUGCCUGUGUGUUGCCUUGUAUGUUGCAAUUAACUUGGGUCACCCUUAUGUUUACGUUAAAGGUGGUGCCAAUACCAGCAGAAGCAGACCUCUUGAUGUUUAUUUCAUCAGUGUUGGAGGAGGUUAUAGGGACAUUAAACAACAGACUCAUCUUCUCAAACUGAUGGAGAAGGUAGCAAGGGUUUACAAAGCAAAGUUCGUUGUGAACAUUAGUGAGCUGGGAGAAGAUGAUCCACUCACAAAGAAUGCAAGCCGGCUCUUCUCCUCAAUGAAUGUUCCCUGGUAUACAACUAGUGCUUCAAAGGGUCUGGAUAUUGGUUGCUUCCAAGAACAGAUCAAUGUUGCAGACACGAAAAUGUUAACAAUAGCUGGUGUAGAUACUGAGUCUCUACAGGAUUUAUUGCUGGCUGGAUCAGCAAGUGGAUUUGGAAACAACCAAUUAAAUUGGCUGAUGCAAGCACUACAGACCGCCAAUAGUAACUGGCUCAUAGUAGUCGGAUACUACCCGGUGGUUGUUUGCGGACAGAACGAGGAGAAAAUCGAAGAGAAGGAAGUUCACGAGCCUCUACACCAUAUCUUCAUGAAAUAUGGUGUGAAUGCAUACAUAAGCAAACAGAGUUGCACGAAAGCCAUCUCUCAAGACGGUGUAACUUACUUAGGCAUCAGUGAUCCUGUUAAAAGCAAACCAUCCAUUGCUUCAUUAAAUGGAAGUUCAACUUUUGAAAAGGAAAUGGAAACUGGAUUUCUUCUUCAUAGAGUCAGCUCUCUAGAGAUUGCAACUUAUUUGGUUAAUUCAAGAGGUAUGGUGGUGAACAAAGUCGUGAUCCGACAAAGAGGUAAAGAAUUUAUGUGAAUGAAUCAGCUACCCCCAUCUUCUGUAUUCAGUAUUUAUUGAUUUUUUUUCCCUAUGUAAAUGAUUGACUCCAAACUGGCAAUUUAUUGAGCUUAAUUUCA
Molecule: messenger RNA, 1211 nt
Organism: Mercurialis annua (annual mercury)
Lineage: Eukaryota; Viridiplantae; Streptophyta; Magnoliopsida; Malpighiales; Euphorbiaceae
Exons: 9
Coding region: 214-1110 (298 amino acids)
Source: RefSeq, a predicted model, not a curated record